Coregonus clupeaformis (lake whitefish) is the source of this 3107-nucleotide messenger RNA. RefSeq names its product TBC1 domain family member 15-like. Gene Ontology annotation, molecular function: GTPase activator activity. Gene Ontology annotation, biological process: activation of GTPase activity. The record is from RefSeq and is a predicted model, not a curated record. The coding region runs from base 82 to 2079 and encodes 665 amino acids. NCBI's taxonomy places the organism in Eukaryota, Metazoa, Chordata, Actinopteri, Salmoniformes, Salmonidae. The transcript is spliced from 17 exons.
AAGAUGAGUUGUCACUGUUGUUGAAGCUGUCAGGCACGUGAGCUGAACUGUGCUACGUCGUCGUGAGUGCUAGCAGGCGAUAUGGCGGCUGAUACUCCUCCCAAGGUGUUAUUUGAACAUGAAGGUGUUUUCAUACACUCAAACGAAGACAGUGAAGAGCAAGAUCUACUUGUUUCUGGGUUCCUACGGCUCAUUGAUAAGGAUGGUGAAACUAUCGUGGAAUACAAACCCUUGGAGGACACUGUUGAUCCAUCUAACAUGCUGUGUGCUGGCAAGGAUUCCAGCUCAGUGAUGGAGUGGGCCCAGUGUCCCGGGGAGGAGAGGUCGACUCCUCAGCAAGCUGUGGUGGUGGAGCAGCAGAGCUACGAGACUGAGUGGGACAUGAUCAAUGCAGUCUCCUUUCCCAAGAGGAAACCCUGCUGCAACGGAGAGGGUGCAUUGAACAACACACAUGAGAAAAGCAAGUGGGCUUUCACCUUCAGUGUGUGGGACCUGAGGUCUAUCACAGUGAAGGAGGAGGGCUGGUCCCGCCUGGUGUUCAGACUGAAGGAGCCCCCCACCUCCCUGCCAGCCCUCCACUUCCACCAAGGGGGUAGUGAAGGCUUCCUGGACUGCCUGAGGAGAUACGCCUUGAUCACUGAGGCCCCGGAUGAUGAAACCUGCCUGCUGGUCAGCACUCCCAACAGAGCUCUCUCUCAGUCCUUCGAGAACCUUCUGGAUGACAACAACUACGGCCUUGUUACUAAGCUGAAGAAUGAUCCGUACACGACGACCCUGGGGGGCUUCUCCAAGGUCACCAACUACAUCUUCGAUGCGUUCCGUGGCCCAGAGCUGGAACAGCAGCAGCGCCCCCCGGAGGAGGUGGCUGACCUGGACAUCCUUGGACUGGGAGAGGUCAUCCCUGGCCUGGAGAUCAACCAGCAGGAGGAGCCGGGCUUCGAGGUCAUCACCAGGAUCGACCUGGGAGCCAGGCCAGAGGUAACGAGGAGGCAGCCACUGUCUGCAGAGGACUGGGCUGAGAACCAGGAGAAGGAAGGAAGGAUGAAAAAUGUCCCUCGCCUUAAGAAAAUCAUAUUCAAAGGGGGUUUGUGCCAUGCGGUGAGGAAAGAGGCCUGGAAGUUUCUGCUGGGGUAUUUCCCCUGGGACAGCACCUACGAGGAGAGGAAAGGCCUACAGAGGAGGAAAACGGAUGAGUACUUCAGGAUGAAGCUCCAGUGGAAGUCGGUGAGUGAGGAGCAGGAGAGGAGGAACUCCAGGUUAAGAGACUUCAGGAGCCUGAUAGAGAAGGAUGUGAACAGAACAGACCGAACCAACAGGUUCUAUGAGGGCAUAGACAACCCAGGCCUGGUGUUACUCCAUGACAUCCUGAUGACGUAUUGCAUGUAUGAUUUUGAUCUGGGGUAUGUCCAGGGAAUGAGCGACCUCCUCUCCCCGAUUCUCUAUGUGAUGGAGAACGAGGUGGAUGCCUUCUGGUGUUUUGUCUCCUUCAUGGAUCAAAUGCACCAGAACUUUGAGGAGCAGAUGCAAGGCAUGAAGACUCAACUGAUCCAGCUCAGCACUCUGUUGAGGCUGCUUGACCUGUCCUUCUGGAACUACCUCGAGUCGCAGGAUUCAGGUUACCUGUAUUUCUGUUUCCGGUGGUUACUGAUCCGCUUCAAGAGGGAGCUCAGUUUUCCAGAUGUUCUUCGUAUGUGGGAGGUCAUAUGGACUGGCUUGCCCUGCCAAAACUUCCAUUUGCUGGUGUGCUGUGCCAUCCUAGACUCAGAGAAACUGAAAAUCAUGGAGGAAAACUAUGGCUUCAAUGAGAUCCUCAAGCACAUCAAUGAACUCUCAAUGAAACUGGACAUUGAAGAAAUCCUUCACAAAUCAGAGGCUAUUUGUAUGCAGAUCAGAAGUUGUAAGGAUUUGCCUCAUUCAAUAAUUGAGAUCCUGGGAUUCAACACAGAAAGCGAACUUCCCAGAUUAGAAGGGCGGGUGUUUGGGACUCCUCUUGAUUCUCCUCAGUCUCCCAGACCCACACAGAGGCAGGAGGUCUUCUCUAAUGGUCACAAUGGACAUUACAGAGAACCCCCCUCAUAACGGCUGCAAAGUCACUUUCAUAUCAUAGUGAACAAUAUCAUUCACACAGAGACUUUGCAAUGUCCACAUACCAGAAAGAGUAUUUUGGAUUCAGUUAUUGGAUAAGUUGAUAACUGAAGCCAGCUUAUCAAGGCCCUAUAAGAAGAGAAAGUAAUGUAAAAAGGAUUUAAUAUUAUUCAAAUUUUAUUAUUUUUGUAAUUUCUUGUAUCAUAUUGUCUUUCAUUGAAAUAGUAAGUUGAAUGCACCAAUUUGUAAGUCGCUCUGGAUAAGAGCGUCUGCUAAAUGACUUAAAUGUAAAUGUAAGUAAUUCUUCCUUGCUAAGGUUUUUUUGUAAAGACUGGCAAGGUGAGUUUUCAUUUGUAAAGUAAUAAUAUGCUGUUUUUAUUUAAACUAUAACCUUUUUCCUGAAUCACGCACACAAGUUUUCAAAUCCUAGGAUUUAAAUGUUGAUUGAUUCACGUUUGAAAAACAAACAACUACUUUUAUCAAGAUCUAGCCAGGUAUCAAUUUGGUAGUAAAUGACAAAAGCACUGUAAAAUGUUUUGUCACAAUAAGACACUUUUCAAAUUGAAAAUGUGAAAAACAAAACAACUCAAGAACAUCUCCCUGAAUCAAAAUAAAAGUAUAGCCUUUAGUUGUGUAAUCAUACUCCAGUACUAAUGUGUUACUUUGGUCUGAGAUUUGACAUUUUCCUAUUGAGGGAAGAUGUAUUUUCCACACUCAUUUCCUAUAUAUUUAAAACCCUGUUAGAGAAAAUGUGGGCACACCUCCAUCACUCAUACACGGUCCUGUAAGACUUCCUUUGACCAUAUUUGGCAAAAACAAAAUGUCAAUGUAUUGUUUUCUCCAAAAUAUCAAUGAUAUUAUAAUUUGGUAACUGUUUAUACCGUACUUUAUUUAAUACUAUAUUUUGCUUGUUUUCCAACAUAUUGAAUUGAGGACUGUGUAUCUGGCCCAGGAAGGAAACGAUAGAGUUCCUCGGAAUUCGUUCAGUUCAGGAAAUAAACUCUAACUCUUCUGGUCUUGUA